CUCUCUCACAGGCAGCGUCUCUUGUCUUCACUUGAAACUCAUUUCGCUAGCCGGGAGAGAGCGAGAGAGCGCAGCGUCUGCCGCUGAGGAGGAGCAAUGACGCGACCCGCUCUGCCUCCUCUCUUGGUCCUGGCCGCCUUACUGAGCCGGUGCGGCGCUCAAGUUCUUCAGCCGCAGCAGCAACAGCAGCAGCAGCAGCAGCAGCAACAGGCAGCGCCUCAGCAACGAGGUUUGUUUCCAGCAGUUCUGAACUUGGCUUCUAAUGCUCUCAUCACCACAAAUGCUACCUGUGGGGAAACAGGGCCUGAAAUGUACUGCAAGUUGGUUGAACAUGUGCCUGACCAACCUGCAAGAAACCUUCAGUGUCGGCUCUGUGACCUGCGCAGUAGGAUUCCCAAUCAGCGACACCCCAUAACAAGUGCAAUUGAUGGCAAGAAUACUUGGUGGCAAAGUCCCAGCAUUCAGAAUGGGUUGGAAUAUCACUAUGUGACCAUCACACUGGACUUGCGGCAGGUGUUCCAAAUUGCUUAUAUCAUUUUAAAAGCAGCUAAUUCACCACGACCUGGAAACUGGGUUUUGGAACGUUCACUAGAUGGUGUCAACUAUGAGCCCUGGCAGUACUACGCUAUCACGGACACAGAAUGUCUGACUCACUACAACAUUCUUCCCCGCACUGGACCUCCAUCGUAUACAAAAGAUGACGAAGUUAUAUGCACUUCAUAUUACUCCAGGAUUCAUCCACUGGAGAAUGGAGAGAUUCACACAUCUUUGAUCAAUGGACGGCCAAGUGCAGAUGACCCUUCUCCAGCUCUUCUAGAAUUCACUUCAGCUCGCUAUAUUCGCCUGAGAUUUCAGAGGAUACGGACCCUGAAUGCUGAUUUAAUGAUGCUUGCACAUAGAGAUCUCAAUGAAAUUGACCCAAUAGUUACAAGAAGGUAUUACUAUUCUGUGAAAGACAUCUCCGUUGGAGGAAUGUGCAUUUGCUAUGGCCACGCAAAGGCAUGCCCACUGAAUCUAGCUACAAAUAGAUCUUCCUGUCAAUGUGAACACAACACAUGUGGAGAAAGUUGUGAUCGGUGUUGCCCUGGAUUUAACCAGAAGCCUUGGCGAGCAGGGACCUUCCUUGUAAAGCAUGAGUGUGAAGCUUGCAAUUGUCAUGGGAAAGCUGAAGAAUGUUACUAUGAUCAGUCUGUGGCAGACAGAAAGCAGAGUCUGAAUAUCCGUGGGGAUUACAUAGGGGGUGGAGUGUGCAUUAAUUGCACACAAAACACGGCAGGCAUCAACUGUGAAACCUGCAUUGAUGGGUACUUCAGGCCAAAGGGGGUGCUCCCAGCUAGUCGCAAUCCAUGUCGGCAAUGCCAUUGCAAUACUAUUGGCUCUCUAGAUGGCACAUGUGUCAAGGAUGAAAAACAUGCUUUAGGAGACCAGCAUCCUGGCUUCUGUCACUGUAAACGUGGCUUUGGAGGAGAAAGGUGUGAUCGAUGUGCAUUGGGUUACAAGGGAUUUCCUUACUGUCAGCCCUGCAACUGCUCUCUGGAUGGCAGCUUAAAUGAUGACCCUUGUGAAGGACCCUGCAGGUGCAAGGCCAAUGUUGAAGGAGAAAACUGUGAUCGUUGCAAACCUGGCUUCUUUAACCUGCAGCAAGACAACCCCCAGGGCUGUGAAGCGUGCUUCUGCUCAGGAAUAACAAAUGACUGUGUGGGCUCUCGUUGGACCUACCAUGCUAUCAUGGACAUGAAUGGCUGGCACCUGACAGAUGUAGCUGGUCGCACUAGAGUGACUCCUCAGCAGGACAGCUUUGAUGGACCUCAGCGACUUAGCAUCAGCAACGUGGCUGCGAGGACUGCUUUGCAGCAGAUUUAUUAUUGGAGUGCACCCAGUCCUUAUUUGGGCAACAAAAUAACAGCUGCUGGAGGACAUCUGAAAUUUACCGUUUCAUAUGACCUCACAGGGGAAGACGAUGCUGCGGAAGCAAUGCUGCAGUCUGAUGUCAUCAUAGAGGGAAGUGGCUUGAGAAUCAGCACGUCGCAAGAGGGAAUUCACUUGAACCCGUUUGAAGAACACACUGAAGAAGUGUUGCUGAAGCACGACUUGUUUCUGCUGCAUGGCACUGACUUUCCGGUCAGCAAAAGGGAAUUCAUGUCUGUGUUGGCAAAUAUAAAGAGUCUCCUUAUAAGAGCUACAUACAGCUAUGGGAUGAAUGCCAUCUACAGGUUGAGUGAUGUCAGCCUGGAAGCGGCUGAUCACUUUUCAAGUGGACAGAAAUAUGCAUCUGCUGUGGAAGUUUGCCAGUGUCCUCCAGGAUAUUCUGGUACCUCCUGUGAAAAGAAAGAACAAGCUAAUGCCUCCUUUAGUCUUAUACCUGCCUAUUCGGUUAAGUCUUGUCAGCCAAGGCACAGGAGAGUCAAUGGCACCAUCAUUGGCGGAAUCUGCAAGCCGUGCACAUGUUUUGGUCACGCAGAGUCCUGCGAUGAUAUCACCGGAGAAUGCCUGAACUGCAAGCACAACACAGGUGGCUUGUAUUGUGAUAGAUGUCUUCCUGGUUUCUUUGGAGAUGCUACUAAAGGGAAACCUGAUGACUGCCAGCUGUGUGCCUGCCCACUGAGUAUACCUUCAAACAAUUUUAGCCCAACAUGUCAUUUGGAUCAGAGUCGUGGAUUAAUAUGUGACAAAUGCCCCCCUGGGUAUGCUGGCUCACGCUGUGAGAGGUGUGCAGAAGGAUAUUUUGGACAACCUUUAAAACCAGGGGGGUCGUGCCAGCCUUGCCAGUGUAAUGACAACCUCGACUUCUCCAUUCCUGGCAGCUGUGACAGCUUGUCUGGAGCUUGUCUGAUAUGUAAGCCAGGUACAACAGGCCAAUACUGUGAGAAGUGUGCUGAUGGGUAUUUCGGAGAUGCUGUUGAUGUAAAGAACUGUCAACCUUGUCGUUGUCAUCUCAAUGGCUCAUUUUCAGAGACUUGCAACUCUAAGACUGGGCAGUGUGACUGCAGACCCAACGUGUUGGGGCGUAGAUGUGAUGAAUGUAAGCCUGGUUAUGUUUGGGUUCCAGAAAAGCAAUUCUGUACACCAUGUGGAUGCAAUCCUCUAGGAUCCAUGUCACUAAACUGUGAUGUGUCAGGGAGAUGUAUAUGUAAAUCAGGAUUCGCUGGUAAACGAUGUGAGCUGAGCAGACAGGUGUAUAUCCAGAAGGAAAACCCAUUACCGGCUCAGCCAAUCAGAGCACCCCAUCAGAGAUGGGGCUACUCCAGUGCAAGUGGGUGCCCGAGAGGUGCUUUCAAACCUGCCUCUUUGCCUGGAACCUUUGGCGUACAGUCAUCCAGAGGCUGUGUUCCUUGCAACUGUAAUUCAUUUGGAUCCAAAUCUUUUGACUGUGAUGAGACUGGACAGUGCCAUUGCCAGCCAGGUGUUGGAGGAAAGAAGUGUGACCGCUGUGCUCAUGGAUUUUAUGGCUUUGAAGAAGGAGGAUGCACCCCUUGCGAGUGUGCCCAUCUUGGUAAUAAUUGUGAUCCACACACUGGCCGUUGCAUUUGCCCUCCCAAUACUGUAGGACAGAGGUGUGAUAAAUGUGCACCAAAUCACUGGGGUCAUGACAUUAUCAGCGGGUGCAAGGCUUGUGACUGCAGUCCAGCUGGAUCUCUCAGUUUCCAGUGCAACCCUGACACUGGCUGCUGUUUCUGCCGCUCAGAAUUCUCUGGGGAGAAAUGCUCCGAAUGCAGGCUGGGAUAUCGCAAUUACCCGCAAUGCAAUGCCUGUGAAUGCCUGGCAGCAGGGACUGAGCCACACACUUGUGAUUCAGAAAUGGAAAAAUGUUCAUGUUCUGAUCAUACAGGACAAUGCACCUGCAAGGUUAAUGUGGAGGGUGUCUACUGUGACAAGUGCAAACCUGGCAGGUUUGGACUCUCUGCCAGAAACCCACUUGGCUGCAGCAGCUGCUACUGCUUUGGCCUGACAUCACAGUGCAGUGAGGCAAAGGGGCUGGUCCGCAUGUGGUUGACUCUGAAGCCAGAUCAAGUCAUUCUUCCUCUUGUUGAUGAAAAUGUCAAGCAGCAAACUGUCCAAGGGAUUAUAUACCAAUAUCCAGAGACAAUUGCAAAUAUCGACUUGGUCACUCAAGAGUUACGCUCGGAACCAUUUUACUGGAGACUUCCAAAACAGUUUGAAGGGCGGAAGUUGACAGCUUAUGGGGGAAAGCUGAAAUAUGCAAUCUUCUUUGAAGCACGAGAAGAGACUGGCUUUGCAACCUACAACCCCCAGGUCAUAAUCAGAGGUGGGCUUCCCACCCACACGCGAAUUAUUGUCAGGCACGUAGCUGCUCCUCUGAACGGUCAAUUGACAAGACAUGAGAUAGAAAUGACAGAGCAUGAGUGGAAAUAUCACAGCGAGGACCCAAGGGUCAGUCAGACUGUGACCCGUGAGGACUUCAUGGAUGUUUUGUACAACAUUCAUUACAUACUCAUUAAGGCUACCCAUGGCAGCUUCAUGAGGCAAAGCAGAAUUUCUGAGAUCUCCAUGGAAGUUGCAGAGGAAGGAAAUGUGUCGGGAAGGACACCUCGUGCACAACUGAUUGAGAAAUGCGAGUGCCCUUUGGGUUAUUUUGGCUUGUCUUGUGAGACAUGCUCCCCAGGUUUCUAUAGACUUCUUUCUACAUCUGCUGGCAGAAGACCAGGACCGGCGUUUGGUGCCUGUGUUCCGUGUCAGUGCCAUGGCCAUAGUGACAUGUGUGAUCCUGAAACCUCCAUAUGUCAGAACUGCCGUCACAACACUAGUGGCAACCACUGUGAAAGGUGUGCCCAUGGGUUCUAUGGGAUUGUUAGAGGAUCACCUAAUGACUGCCAGCCUUGCGCAUGCCCACUGACUGUUUCAAGCAACAACUUCAGUCCAUCAUGCGUUGCAGAAGGCGUCAAUGAUUACCGAUGUACUGCUUGCCCACCUGGAUAUGAAGGACAGUACUGUGAAAGAUGUUCAUCUGGAUACACUGGGAACCCAAGAAUUCCUGGUGGAUCUUGCCAAGAAUGUGAGUGCCAUCCAUAUGGUUCUCUGCCUGUUCCCUGUGAUCCUGUAACUGGACAGUGCACGUGCAAACCUGGAUCUACUGGCUGGAAGUGUGCAGGAUGUGAACCCCGGCAUGCUCGAGAAGGCAUAGCAUGUGUUUUUUGUGAUGACGACUGCACUGGAGUCCUACUUCGUGACUUAGAAUCUCUAAACCAGAUGGCUUUGAGUGUCAAUCUCAGCGGCCCGCUACACCCUCCAUAUAAAAUGCUUUAUUCGUUUGAAAAUACGACCCAGGAAUUAAAGCAUUUACUGUCACCUCAGCGAGCACCAGAGAGACUCCUUCAGGUGGCAAAGAAGAACUUGGAUACUCUUGUGACGGAGAUGGACGAGCUUUUGACAAGGGCGACCAAGGUGACAGCAGAUGGGGAGCAAACUGGGCAGCACGCUCAGGCAACUAAUGAGAGAGCGAAGAUGCUUGGACAGUUCAUCAAGGGCACCCUCCAGGCAGCAGAAGCUGCAAAUGAAACAGCUUUAAAGCUGAAUGAGACACUUGGAAGCCCAGACAAGCCGCUGGACAAAAGCCUUCAAGAAUUGCAGAGGGAUGUUGACAAAAUGAUGGCAUUGCUCAGGAAGAGAAAGCUGGAUGUCCAAGAGAAGGCAGCCCUAGAUGAGCUAGAAGCAGCAGAAGCCCUCUUAAAGAGAGUUAACAAACUGUUUGGAGAUCCUGGGAAGAGAACAGAGGAGCUCAAAAAUGAAGUCCGAGACAAGCUGGCAGACUACCAAGAUAAGGUUGAUGAUGCUCUAGACCUGCUGAGAGAAGCAACCAACAAAAUUAGGGAGGCAAAUAGACUAUCUGCAAUCAACCAAGGAAAUAUGACAUCUGUGGAGGAAAAGAAGCAAGCUUUAGAAGAUGGACGACAGGCGGUGGAAAACACUCUAAAAGAAGGAAAUGACAUCCUUAGUGAAGCUAAUGACCUUGCAAAUGGAAUCAAUUUAGCUGUGGAGUAUGUGGAUGACGUCCGGGAUACUAUAAGUCCAUUGACAGAUAAUCUAAGGGAUAAAAUAGAUGAUCUUUCCCAAGAUAUCAAAGACAGAAAGCUUCCAGAAAAGGUGCUACAGGCAGAGGCCCAUGCUGCCCAGCUGAAUGAUUCAUCUGCUAUAUUGGAUGGAAUCCUUGAUGAAGCUAAAAACCUCUCUUUCAAUGCCACUGUAGCUUUUAAGGCCUACAGUAAUAUCAAGGAUUAUAUUGAUGAAGCUGAUGGAAUUGCCAAAGGAGCAAAAGCUCGUGCCAAUGAAGCUAUACAACUGGCGUCUGGUCCAGAAGGAUCAUUAAAGGAUGGUGCCAAGAAUGCUCUGCAAAAAAGCUUCAGGGUUCUUAACGAUGCCAACAGGCAGGCAAAUGAUGUUAAAGAAAAUGGGGAUAAUCUAAAAGGAAUGCAGAAUAGGUUGCAAGAUGCAGAGGAAAAGAACUCGGAUCUCCUGAAAGCUUUGAACGACACCUUGGGGAAACUGUCUGUGAUUCCUAAUGACACAGCAGCCAAGGUACAAGCCGUCAAAGACAAAGCCAAGCAAGCAAAUGAUACUGCGAAUGACGUCCUGGCUAGAAUCAGAGAUCUCAAUGAAAAUCUCCUUGGCUUAAAAGACAACUACAGAAAACUGGCUGAGGAUGCAGCCAAGACAAAUGCUGUGGUGAAAGAUCCCACCAAAAACAUUGCUGAUGCAGAAGACACUGUUAAAAACCUGGAAGAGGAAGCAGAUCGACUGAUGGAUAAACUCAAACCAAUCAAACAACUUCAAGAUAACCUAGGGAAAAACAUCUCUCAGAUUAAAGAACUGAUAAAUCAAGCCAGGAAGCAAGCCAAUUCCAUUAAAGUAUCUGUGGCUUCUGGAGGCAACUGCAUUCGUACAUACAAACCAGAGAUAAAGAAAGGAAGCUACAACACUGUCAUUCUCAAUGUAAAGACAACAGUGGCCGACAAUCUGCUUUUUUACCUUGGAAGUAACAGAUUUACUGACUUUUUGGCCAUAGAAAUGCGUAAAGGCAAAGUGGAUUUCCUGUGGGAUGUGGGAUCCGGUGUUGGACGGGUUGAAUAUCCAGAUCUGACAAUUGACGAUGGAUUUUGGUACCGAAUUGAAGCAUCAAGGACUGGAAGAAAUGGCACAGUUUCCGUGCAGGCAUUGGAAGGUCCUAAAGCCACCAUUGUACCAAGCAUUUUCAGUGCAAUUUCUCCACCUGGUUACACAAUUCUGGAUGUGGAUGCGAAUGCCAUGCUGUUUGUUGGAGGCCUAACUGGCAAAAUAAAGAAAUCUGAAGCUGUACGAGUUACUACUUUCACUGGCUGUAUGGGAGAGACUUAUUUAGACAGCAAACCAAUAGGACUAUGGAAUUUCAGAGACAUUGAAGGGGAGUGUAAAGGGUGUGCUGUCAGCCCACAGGUAGCAGAUGGUGAAGGAACUGUUCAGUUUGAUGGAGAAGGUUAUGCUUUGGUGAGCCGUCCAAUAAGAUGGAACCCAAAUAUCUCCAUGGUCAUGUUCAAGUUCAAGACACUUUCUUCCACUGCUCUUCUGAUGUACCUUGCUACAAUAGACUUGAAAGAUUUCAUGAGCAUAGAGCUCAGCGAUGGGCGUAUUAAAGUCAGUUAUGAUCUAGGUUCAGGAACAGCUUCUGUUGUUGGCAACCAGAACCACAAUGAUGGGAAAUGGAAAUCAUUCACCUUGUCAAGAAUUCUAAAGCAAGCUAAUGUAUCAAUUGUAGACAUAGACUCCAAUCAGGAAGAGAUAGUCACAACAGUUGCUACAGGGAAGCACUUUGGCCUCAACUUGAAAGCCGACGAGCCCAUCUAUUUUGGUGGAUUGCCAACACUGAGACGAAACCUAAGUAUGAAAUCCAGGCCUGAAGUAAACACAAAGAAAUACUCAGGCUGCAUCAAGGAUAUUGAAAUUUCUCGAACGCCAUACAAUCUUCUGAGCAGUCCUGACUUUGUGGGCAUUACCAAAGGCUGUACACUGGAGAAUAUCUACACAGUCAGCUUCCCGAAACCGGGUUUUGUGGAGCUGCCACCAGUCUCGCUCAAUGUGGGAACAGAAAUCCACUUGUCCUUCAGCACCAGAAAUGAAUCUGGCAUCAUACUCUUUGGGACUAAUGGGGCACCUGUAGCCCCACGGAGGAAGCGCAGGCAGACUGGGCAGGCCUAUUAUGCUGUGUUCCUGAACAGUGGUCGGCUAGAAGUGCACGUCUCUACCGGGAUAAGGGACCCUCGCAGGAUCACCAUCAAACCUGCAUCUGGCGAGUUUCAUGAUGGCAGAGAACACAGCAUCCGAAUAGAAAGACUCGGAGGGUUGUUUGUGAUCCAAGUAGAUGAGGACAGAAGCCAGUCUCAAAGACUCCCGUCAGAUCAACCUAUUUCCGUUAAGAAGCUUUUCGUGGGAGGGACACCGCCUGAAUUCCACAUUGCCCCUAUUAGGAACAUACCUGCCUUUGAUGGCUGCAUAUGGAACCUUGUCAUCAAUGCUGUUCCAAUGGAUUUUGCCCAGCCAUUAUCCUUCGAAAAUGCAGAUAUUGGCCAGUGUCCUGAUCAAGACCCACUGCAUGAAAAAGAGGAUGAGGAUCACAUCUCCCGUGCAACAGUUGAGAUCCGUCCUGAACCAGAUACUGCAGAAAAGACAGCGAGUGCAACCUCUCCUCCUCCACCCCCUUUCCCACCUUCACAUGACUUGCUUGCUGCUGAAGUGAAGAGCGCCAACAUUUCAGCUGACUUUGGCACUGUGACGGAACACUGCGCUGCUGAUGUGGAGCCAAUUACAUUGGAAGGCGGCAAGCAAUUUGGCCUCUCAAGGAACAGUCAUAUUGCAGUUGCAUUUGAUGACACCAAAGUUAAGAAUAAACUUACCAUUGAAUUGGAAAUCCGAACUCAGGCUGAAAAUGGGUUGCUCUUCUAUAUGGCUCGGAUCAAUCAUGCUGAUUUUGCCACCGUUCAAAUAAAGAAUGGCUUUCCAUACUUCAGUUAUGACCUGGGCCAUGGGAACACCAGCACAAUGAUUCCUGAGAAAAUCAAUGAUGGCCAGUGGCACAAGAUAAAAAUAUUCCGAACCAAGCAAGAAGGUGUCCUUUUAGUUGACGGUGCUACAAACAGGACCAGAAGCCCAAAGAAAGCUGACAUUUUGGAUGUAGUGGGGAUGCUGUAUGUUGGAGGAUUGCCAGUUAAUUAUACAACUAAAAGAAUUGGUCCCGUUGUCUAUAGCAUUGAUGGAUGCAUGCGAAAUUUCCAAAUGACAGAAUCUCCUGUUGACCUGGAUAAUCCUACCUCCAGCUACAAUGUCGGAAAGUGCUUUGCCAAUCCACAGAAAGGAACAUACUUUUCAGGAACAGGGUUUGCCAAAACAGUUGGAGCAUAUAAAGUAGGAUUGGAUUUGCAAGUGGAGUUUGAGUUCCGCACAACUCGGACAAAUGGCGUCCUCUUGGGGAUCAGCAGCCAAAAAAUGGAUGGGCUUGGCAUUGAGUUGGUAGAUGAAAAUGUGAUGUUCCAUGUCGAUAAUGGCGCAGGUCGAUUCUCUGCCAUCUAUGAACCUGCUGUUCCAGGUAGCUUGUGUAAUGGAAAGUGGCACAGGAUUAUAGCACACAAGUUGAAGCACCGUUUAAUUUUGACAGUAGAUGGCCAGCAUGUAGAAGGGAUCAGUCCGAAUGCAGCUUCCACUUCAGCAGAGACUAAUGAUCCUGUCUUCGUUGGAGGAUAUCCUGAUGGACUAAACCAGUUUGGCCUGACCACUAACAUCCGUUUCAAAGGAUGCAUUAGAUCCAUGAAGCUCACCAAAGGAACUGCUAAACCUCUUGAGAUUAACUUCAGCAAAGCCUUGGAGAUAAAGGGAGUUCAGCCUCUAUCUUGCCCUACAAAUUAACAGGACAUCAUCCGACUCUGAUAUGAGCCUGACCACUUAAAACCAAAAAAGUGCCUCAGAUUUUUAAAGAAUCCUAUAUAUACACAUUACCUUCAUAAUAAAAAGGCUCUUUUGCAAAUAUUUUGACUUCAGCCUGUUAUAUAGUCAAAACGGUGCUAUUUCAGGGUGUGCUUCUAAAACAAAACAUUAGAUGAAGAACAUUUUCCCCUUGGAAUGAAUAAAGUUGCAAGCUAUUCAUGUUUGAUGUGUCAGUCUUUUCCCUCAGUUUGAAGUGAAAUCUUUUUAGUAUUUUGAGGAAUGGAAUUGUAUUAACACAGACCCACAGUCUUCAAGUACAAAAUGGAGAUAUGGUUCAAUUUGUAUGGGCAUGUUGAGAUAAAGAUAGCCUGUUUUAUGUACCCCACCUUGUAGUGUUGGUUGCCAGUGGUAAUGGGUAAUGUAAUUUCCCCUGGGGGUGUUUUCUCUGGGGAUGACCAUCUCUGGGACCUUUGGCCUCACUUCCACUUUUCCUUUCCACUCUGUGGCUGGAACAGGCCCAGCAGAACAAUUUCACGAGCAAAUACAGUGGUACCUCGGUUUAAGUACACAAUUGGUUCUGGAAGUCUGUACUUAACCUGAAGCGUACUUAACCUGAAGCGAACUUCCCCAUUGAAAGUAAUGGAAAGUGGAUUAAUCUGUUCCAGAUGGUCCGCGGAGUACUUAAACUGAAAGUACUCAAACCGAAGCGUACUUAAACCGAGGUAUGACUGUAACUGGAUCACUGGCUUCCUUCAAGGCAUUUGUCAUCCACAUCAGGUUUUGGUGGGAGAAACAAAGACUUGAUCGAAGGGCAGUGAGAUUCACAGGCCUGAUUAAUUGGAAUAGAGAAACCAUUUUAAUAUUACUUGUGCUGUCAUUACUUUUUGUACUUUGUUAUAACAAGCAGUUUAAGUGUUUCUGGUCUCAAACCUGUAGUCUCAUGGUCAGUAUGUCCCUACAGGGAGAUGCAUGUGCCGUGCCAGCAUCUGAAGCACAUGCAUGUCUCUGCAGAGGAAAGUGUGCUACCUUUCUGUAUUUGGUUGUAAGUCGCUUUGUGUUGCCCUGGGCAAGAUAAAGCAACUAAGAAGUUUAAUAAAUAAUAGUAAUUUCACAGGAAGUGGAGAAAGGGUAUUGUGAAGAGGGUUUGGGCAUCUUCUACAUUACAUAUGGAGAAGCCCAAUGUGUUAGUUUUGACAACCCCAGAUCCAAACAAACAAGCCUAAAUCCACCAUCGCUGUGUCAGAUUAAUGAAAAAAAACUCAACAGUAAAGCUAUCGGGACAUUUUAGGAAAACAGUAUUGUUUCCCUGCUUCUGAAUGUUUUCCGUGCACUCGGCUAGUGUUUUCUAUACUCUGUGUAAUGCACUCUUUCCAUGAUAUGCAGGACUCAAAAGUUUUCUUUGCAUGUCUGGUAGGGAGGGAGUUAUGGGAAUGACACUGUUCACUGCCUAAGGAAUUUGUGCAAUGUUGCUACAAAGAUCAUGUUGAAUUGAAAUCCUAAUAUAUCAUUUGAACAGCUUUAUAA
Zootoca vivipara (common lizard) is the source of this 11430-nucleotide messenger RNA. The record is from RefSeq and is a predicted model, not a curated record. NCBI's taxonomy places the organism in Eukaryota, Metazoa, Chordata, Lepidosauria, Squamata, Lacertidae.